Messenger RNA from Camelina sativa (false flax), 1438 nucleotides. Lineage: Eukaryota; Viridiplantae; Streptophyta; Magnoliopsida; Brassicales; Brassicaceae. The record is from RefSeq and is a predicted model, not a curated record.
GAUGAUGAUGUUAUCUUAAUGCAUAUUUUGAAAACAGCCUCUUGCAGAUGCAAUAUUUUACAAAAACAUUGAUGUAAUCAAGAUUCUUGAGAUACAUGGAGCUAAGCAUCCGGUUGCUCCAAUGCACGUGAGGACUCCUCCUGAAGUCCCUGAGUAUGAAAUCAAUCCUAAUGAGCUUGAUUUCACUCAAAGCAAAGAGAUAACAAAGGGAACUUACUGUAUGGCAAUGUGGCGUGGCAUUCAAGUUGCGGUGAAAAAGCUCGAUGAUGAAGUUUUGAGCGAUGAUGAUCAAGUGAGGAAAUUUCACGAUGAGCUUGCAUUGCUCCAAAGGCUUAGGCAUCCAAACAUUGUGCAGUUUCUUGGUGCUGUUACUCAAAGUAAUCCUAUGAUGAUUGUGACUGAAUACUUGCCCAGGGGAGAUUUGCGUGAAUUGCUAAAAAGAAAAGGACAAUUGAAACCAGCUAAUGCUGUUAGAUAUGCCCUUGAUAUUGCAAGGGGAAUGAGCUAUCUUCACGAGAUCAAAGGUGACCCAAUAAUCCACCGUGAUCUUGAACCUUCAAACAUUUUACGGGAUGAUACAGGGCAUCUGAAAGUUGCAGACUUUGGAGUAAGUAAGCUUGUUACUGUUAAAGAAGACAAGCCUUUCACAUGUCAAGACACUUCUUGUCGAUAUAUUGCCCCAGAGGUUUUCACUAGUGAAGAAUACGAUACAAAAGCUGAUGUUUUCUCAUUUGCAUUGAUUGUUCAAGAGAUGAUCGAAGGCUGUAUGCCGUUUGCUGAAAAGGAUGACAGUGAAGCUUCUGAUGCUUAUGCUGGAAAAGCCCGGCCAUUAUUUAAAGCUCCAUCAAAGCAGUACCCACAUGGUCUUAAAACGUUGAUAGAAGAAUGCUGGCAUGAGAAACCUGCAAAACGACCAACUUUCAGAGAGAUCAUUAAACGGCUAGAGUCCAUUCUUCACCACAUGGGUCACAAGCGACAAUGGAGGAUGAGGCCAUUGACAUGCUUUCAGAACUUCGAGCACAAGAAGAAACAUAAUUGGGAUUUGAGCAGCCAUGACGGCUCAUCAUCCGGUUCACAUUUGUGAUUCUUUAAAGAAACGAUUCUUUUACAUUCCUUCCGGUUUAGUUUGGUUUUCCCCCAAAGCAACCGAAAUUGACUUUUGUGAUUUGUCUUCUCACUGAAGAGUUUGACCAAAGAAAAAGAAAAAAAAAGAUGUACACUGACGAACUCAAGAUUCAAGAAAAGUUUUCGUGUGGACAAAUACUGCAUUCUCAUUGUAGUAUAAAAAUAUUGUUGUAAGAUUUAUGAUUUCAAUCUCAAUAUCUGCUGUUGUAAUCAAAAUUUAUUGUAAGAUUCAUGACUACAAAGUCCAUCUAUGAUCCCUAACUUCGAAAUGUAAGCAUAGCUCUUGCAAUGUUAAAGUUUAAUAGUUAGCUUC